Messenger RNA from Manihot esculenta (cassava), 2847 nucleotides. Its product is annotated as small RNA degrading nuclease 5. NCBI's taxonomy places the organism in Eukaryota, Viridiplantae, Streptophyta, Magnoliopsida, Malpighiales, Euphorbiaceae. Bases 799 to 2706 code for a protein of 635 amino acids. The record is from RefSeq and is a predicted model, not a curated record. Gene Ontology annotation, cellular component: nucleus. The transcript has 14 exons. Gene Ontology annotation, molecular function: exonuclease activity; nucleic acid binding.
GCUCAUCAAAUAUACAAAAGGGUUUGGAAUUUACAACAAAGAUGAACUCCAGAAACCUAUUUAAUAAUAUGGCAUCAAAUAAUAACUCUACUACACCUGAAUCAUACAUUGAUAAAUGCACAAGAAAAAUAGGUGCAAUCCAAAACUACAGUGAAAAGCUUUGUAGCAGUUUCACAUGAUAUUAUGGAGGGUGCCAACAUCAUAAGAAGAUAAUCAAUUAACAUAUAUUAGUUUAGUUACUUAAAAAAGAAACAAUAUUUACUUAUCACCAUCACCAUUAACACCAACCCCACAUGAUUAAGAGAGACAUUUCAAUCUCAAGACAUGUUUUGGUCUGAUAAUCAUUUUUACAGUAUGUUUGGAUGGAGUGUGGUGAGGUUUCUUUAAAGUAAAGGUAAACUAGGUGAGGUUUUAAAAUUGGUGGGUUGAAACUGUAUGGGACUGUAACACUUGAUAUAAAUUUUUCUCCGUUUCCAAACAAAAUUGGCAAGGUAAAAGGUCAGGUCUUAUUCUCUUCUUUGCGAAUUUUGAAGAAGAUAAAAGAAAACGCUUACAUCUCAGAGGGCCAAGAGGACCUCGUUCUCGUAGCAAGCAAUCUCGAAGUGGAUACGUUAGCCCCUUUUGCCCUAUCGGCUGCUGCAGCACUUUCGACAUAUCUAAUCGCUGUCUGUCUUCUUUUGGUUUGUUGGUGGACUCUCCGGUGUUCUCUUCUUUAACUUCUCUGCGCUGCGGCAACGGCCUCCGGGCACCGCCACAUCGGACAGUCUUCCGCAUUGAGGACUUUUUCCCCCUAGUUUAAUGGCUUUAGGAUUGGGUCAUUUUCUAUUAGGCCCAACCCAUUCCAACCUUAAAUGCCCAAAGCCCAUCCUAAUUUGCUCGUCCGACAUAAAUUUAAGGGUUGAUGUUUCAUUCAACGGCUGCUCGGCUACGUCGGACAAUUUGUUCUCUCUCUCUACAGGAACAGGCGAGGGAAGGAAGCAAAAAAUGCCAUCUCCUAAACGUGAGAGCGAAGGAGCUCUACCUUCAAAGGAAGACGAGUCCAGCGAUAAUAAUAACAGCAACGAUUACUACGAUAUCUAUGGACCACAAGCAAAAGCAGAAGUAGUUUUCAAGACGCCAGAAGCUAACUCAACCCUUAAUUUGGAAGACGUCCAAGGGCUUGUCACCUGGGUGCUUGGUGAAGGAUUUAUGCCAUCAUGGGUAUUUAUUAAGAACAAGCCUUUAAUUCCAAAAGUGGCUUUGCUUUUCAUACCUGGCCUGGAUGCAGCGUUAUACAUAUCACAGUCUAAGUUACUUCAUAGUUUUAAAGAAUUCUGUGGCAAUCCAAUGGCACUUUUAGCACUUAGCUGUGUAUCAGAUGGUAUGCAGACAAUUGAUGCACUUUUAACAUGCAAGACAAAAAGAAAGAGAGAUGGAGUUGAUUCAGUUUUGAGGAAAUCUAUCAAGAUAUCUGAACAAGAAGCAAAAGAUUCUGGUACAGGGGAUUUAUCAUCAGGGGUAUUCAUGAAAGAUCUACCUUUCCCAUUAAUGUAUUACACACUUACAGCUAGACAAUUGGAAGAAAAUGGAUAUUGUAUCAAUCAACCAGGUUUUCUUUCCACACUUCCUGCACCUUCAGGUUCUUCUCCCUAUGAUAUGCUGGCACUGGAUUGUGAAAUGUGUAUCACAAAUGAGGGCUUUGAGCUGACAAGAAUAACCAUGGUGGAUAUCAAAGGACAGGUGGUCUUGGAUAAAUUGGUUAAACCAUCAAAUGUUAUUGUUGACUAUAAUACCAGGUUUAGUGGAAUUACUCGUGAGAUGCUGAAAGAUGUAACUACAAGUCUUAAAGAUGUUCAGGAAGAUUUUUUAAAGCUGGUCUACAAAGAGACCAUCUUGGUUGGCCAUUCCCUGGAGAAUGAUUUGUUAGCUCUGAAGAUCUCUCAUGGUUUGGUGAUUGAUACUGCAUUAUUAUACAAGCAUCCCCGAGGUGGUUCAUAUAAAACUGCUCUUCGAAUUCUUGCCAAGAAAUUUCUUUCUAGAGAUAUACAGCAGUCAGGUACUGGACAUGACAGUAUUGAAGAUGCAAGAGCAGCUAUGGAACUGGCAUUGUUAAAGAUAAAACAUGGACCCGAUUUUGGUUCUCCACCAUCAUUUAUACGGACAAAACUUCUUACAGUUUUGAGUGAAUGUGGUAAAGAUUCCUCUGUCAUUGAUGAUGUCUCCAUAGUGAAGCGGUAUGCUUCUGCAUCAUCCCAUGCAUUUCCUGUGAAUUCUGAUGAUGAAGCACUUUCAAGAGCCAUUAAGGAGGUGAAGAAUGAUCGAGUACACUUUAUCUGGACCCAAUUUUCAGAGUUGAAUUCCUAUUUCAAGAAGCAAGCAGAGGAUGAAGGGAAAUUAAAUGCAAAACUUGCAGAGAUGAUAUCAUUGCUUACGUGUCAAAAGAAGCCUGCCAACAAGAAAGACAUCAAAUGCAGUAUAACAUCUGAUCUAAAGGAAAUUCUAACUAGCUUGGAUGCUAGGGUUCGUUCUCUGUAUUCUUCAUUACCAACCAAUUCAAUGCUCAUAAUUUGCACUGGACAUGGGGAUACAGCAAUUGUCCGAAGAUUGAGGAAAAUGCUCACAGAGAAGAAAGAAACCACCAUAUGCCGGGAGAAGAUUGUGAAACUACUGGAAGAGCUUCAGGCCCAAGCUGAAGUAGCUUUGUGUUUUGUAGGAGUGAAAAACUGAAUUUUGCUAUAUAAUAGAGAAUGUCUUUUGUGUUGAUUUUUUACUGAUGUUACCAAAAUUUUGGUGUAAACAAUCAUUCAUUGAAUGGUAACGAUAUAUGUUGUAAAUUAAGGUUAAAAUGAAACGAAGUGCUGCCUGAAA